This is a messenger RNA of Conger conger (European conger), 6901 nucleotides long. It is a transcript of the gene otud7a, whose product is annotated as OTU deubiquitinase 7A. Gene Ontology annotation, cellular component: cytoplasm; nucleus. Gene Ontology annotation, molecular function: DNA binding; zinc ion binding; cysteine-type deubiquitinase activity. The coding region runs from base 65 to 2782 and encodes 905 amino acids. The transcript is spliced from 11 exons. NCBI's taxonomy places the organism in Eukaryota, Metazoa, Chordata, Actinopteri, Anguilliformes, Congridae. The record is from RefSeq and is a predicted model, not a curated record. Gene Ontology annotation, biological process: protein deubiquitination involved in ubiquitin-dependent protein catabolic process; protein K11-linked deubiquitination; protein K63-linked deubiquitination.
GAGUAAAAGCCUGGCGACCACAGAGGCUACGGCUGCUCGCUGGGCAGCAUAUCCACAUGGUCACAUGACUCUGGACAUGGAUGCGGUCCUGUCAGACUUUGUUCGGUCCACAGGGGCGGAACCUGGUCUGGCAAGAGACCUGCUGGAAGGUAAAAACUGGGAUGUGAGCGCGGCUCUCAGCGACUUUGAGCAGCUCCGGCAGGUUCACACUGCUAACCUGCCCCAGGUCUUCAAUGAGGGCCGCUACUACAAGCCCGCGGAGCAGGACACGCCCCAACACCUCCCCAAGGUGGAGCGACCGUGCCAGAGGCAGGAGGACAACGCUCAAGAGAAGCGGCUGUCGCGGGGGAUCUCCCACGCCAGCUCGGCCAUCGUGUCCCUGGCGCGCUCGCACGUGGCCGGGGAGUGCAACAGCGAGCAGCUGCCCCUGGAGAUGCCCAUCUACACCUUCCAGCUGCCCGACCUCAGCGUGUACAGCGAGGACUUCCGCUGCUUCAUCGAGAGGGACCUCAUCGAGCAGGCCACCAUGGUGGCCCUGGAGCAGGCCGGUCGGCUGAACUGGUGGUCUACCAUGUGCACCAGCUGCAAGCGUCUUCUCCCGCUGGCCACCACGGGGGAUGGGAACUGCCUCCUGCAUGCGGCGUCCUUGGGGAUGUGGGGUUUCCACGACAGGGACCUGGUGCUGAGGAAGAGUCUGUACGCGAUGAUGAAGAGUGGGGCAGAGAGAGAGGCUCUGAAGAGGAGGUGGAGAUGGCAACAGACCCAGCAGAACAAGGAGUCAGGGCUGGUGUACACGGAGGAGGAGUGGGAGAGGGAGUGGAACGACCUUCUGAAACUGGCGUCCAGCGAGCCACGCACGCACUUCAGCAAGACCGGCAACACCAGCGGGGGUGUGGAUAACUCGGAGGACCCUGUUUACGAGAGCUUGGAGGAGUUCCACGUGUUUGUUCUGGCCCACGUCCUGCGCAGGCCCAUCGUGGUGGUGGCCGACACCAUGCUCCGAGACUCCGGUGGAGAGGCCUUUGCUCCCAUACCAUUUGGAGGCCUGUACCUGCCCCUGGAGGUCCCCCCCAACCGCUGCCACUGCUCCCCUCUGGUCCUGGCCUACGACCAGGCCCACUUCUCCGCCCUGGUCUCCAUGGAGCAGAAGGACCAGCAAAGAGAACAAGCUGUCAUCCCUCUGACUGAUUCUGAACACAAGCUGCUGUCCCUUCACUUCGCUGUGGACCCGGGGAAGGACUGGGAUUGGGGGAGGGAUGACAACGACAAUGCCAAACUGGCCAAUCUCAUCCUGUCCUUGGAAGCCAAACUCAACCUCCUGCACAACUACAUGAAUGUAACGUGGAUUCGAAUCCCAUCGGAAACAAGGGCCCCCCUGGCUCAGCCGGAGUCUCCCACCGCGUCGGCGGGAGAGGACGUGCAGUCCCUGGCCGACUCCAUGGACUCGGACCGCGAGUCCGUCUGCAGCAACUCCAACAUCAACAACGGCAAACCGGGCAAGGAGAAGGACAAGGACAAGCAGCGCAAGGACAAGAACCGCAGCGACUCAGUGGCCAACAAGCUGGGGACACUCAGCAAGUCCCUGGGCAUCAAGCUGAAGAAGAACAUGGGGGGCCUGGGGGGCCUCGUCCAUGGGAAGAUCAGCCGGUCCAACUCGGGUAACGGCGACAAGGUCAAGAAGAAGGACUCCAAAACCCGCAAGGGGAGCAAGGAGGAGUCGGGCCAGUCCGCCAGCACGUCCUCGUCGGAGAAGGCCACCAGCCCCUCGCCCACAGACAGAGCGUCGGGGUCCUCCCCCGUGGACAAGCAGGGCGGUUCGGGCAAGGCUUCGGGCGACAGGGCGACGGACCAAUGGAAGUACAGCACCGACGUCAAGCUGAGCCUCAACAUCCUGCGGGCGGCCAUGCAGGGCGAGAGGAAGUUCAUCUUUGCCGGCCUCCUGCUUACCAGCCACCGGCACCAGUUCCACGAGGAGAUGAUCAGCUUCUACCUGAGCAGCGCCCAGGAGCGCUUCAACGCCGAGCAGGACCAGAAGAGGAAGGAGGCCGAGAAGAAGCCCCCGGCCAACGGGACGUCGCUGAAGAAGCCCGAGCAGGAGAGCGCCUUCCAGAAGGAGCGGUCCGACAGCUCGCCCAACGAGGGCUGCUCCCCGGUCCUGCACCAAAGCCAUAACUCCCAGCUGGCCCUGAAGGUCCAGGAGAGGCAGAGCCCCACGCCCGCCCCUUUCUCCUCCCCCAGCAAUGGUGCUAAGAGGGCGGGGCCCGUCCCCGUGUCCGCCCACUACAGCCAUACCCCGCCCAUACAGAGGCAGAGCGUCGUCCACUUGCGAGACGUCAACCUGCAGGCGUCCGGCUUCCAGGACGAGCCCUACAGCAAGCCCGUGGUGGGCACCCUAAAGACCUGCGCCACCUACCCCCAGCAGAACCGCUCCCUGUCGUCCCAGAGCUACAGCCCUGCCCGCAUGUCGGGGGUCCGCACGGUGGAGACGGCCGAGUCGCUCUCCUACAACAUGCCCGGCGAGCACAAGUCGCACACCUACACCAACGGCUUCAACGCCAACGACGUGCGUGACUGCCUGGCGUACGCCGACGAGGACUCCCCGCGGGGCUGGCUGAGCCACGACAAAACCAAAGGCCGCAGCGCCCUCUACUGCCCCCAGCAGAAGCGGUGCCGGAGGGAGAACUGCUCCUUCUAUGGGCGGCCCGAAACGGAGAACUACUGCUCCUACUGCUACAGGGAGGAGCUGAAGCGGAGGGAGAGGGAGAGGGAGAGGCCUGGAUAGCCCACGCCUCUCGCUAGCUGGAGAGAGCCUGACCAGCUGGGCCUCAGCAACCAUCACAGACGUCCUCAUAGAGAGAAACAAAAAAAAAAACCUGACCUUCUUCGCUCCAAGAAUAACCAGAUAACUGCAAAACCGUAGACCAGAACACAUUUCCUACUCCUAUUUAAGAACAGUCGUGCUUUUGUUAUUGUUACCUUUCUCUCAGUAUCGAAAGGUCAAUGUUACUCGAUAACAAGGGCGGGGCAGACUGAAAUCAGCUCACAGCUUUGGCCACAGGUUGUUCUUUGCCAUUAUCACGUUUUUUAUCUGAAUGCAGUUGUGUGGUGUGGGUGGUUGAGAUCUCAUUCCUUUGCCAGUUGCCUGAAGCCAUAUUGUGAAGUCAUAGCGUUGUAUGAAAGAUCAAAUGAUGAAGCAUAUGCACAGCUUCUCACGACUCAAAAUAAAGAGGAGGUUCUAAUCAAAUGAAAUGCAAUACUGUACAGAUCAGACCUUAAAGUAUCCUAAUAUAAGGAUAUUGCUCCCUUGUUUGUCCAAAAAAUGUUCCGCGGAGGCAAAUGCACAGGCGACGAAUGACAUUAACAAAGCAAUAAGUUUAUUGAUGUCAACAAACGUUAUUUUGUCUAUGCAUUUGUGUAAUUGGUGUAUUUUUCUUAAAAGAUUUGAAUCACAGCCUCCUUAAAAUGUCUUAUGAAUCUUGUAUAGACGAUGAAAGUCAGUUGGAAUGCCAGUCAAAGCCAUUCUAGUUUCUUCUUUCUGGGUUAACGUCCCAUAGCUCAGAAUAGCUGUGGGUUAUAUUUGAGUGGAAGACUUCUUGGUGGAAGGUGUAUAUGCUGUAAUAAGAUGUCUUCCUCACUCACUAGCACUCGCAUGCUGGCAUUAAACUACAAUGGCACAGUUCUCGCUUAUCAAGCCAAAAUAAUUUUGCCAGAAAAAAGCAUUAUGUGCCAAAAACACCAACCAAAAAUAAACAGGCAAACAGAAAGAAUGUGUAAAUCCUCCACUCGUUCUCAGGUACUCGAAACUGAGAAGUAACUUCCUUGGGAAAAAAAUAUAACUGACUGAAUCUGUGAAGUGAAUGGCCAUGGAAAGCAGAAAUAAAUACUAAUUUCCUACUCAUUCCCUCUGCCUACCACAGAUAUGUCACUAGUCAGGGAUGAUCUCCAUUCGUUGGCAGUGUCUUCACUUUGCCAUUCGCAUUCGCUGCUAUUGCUGAUGUAAGAACAUGGCUAGUGCCCAAACGCCAUGCAGGGAUGAGCAGCCAUUUCACCAGUUCAACCCCAUGAUUAAAUCUGUUCAUUUCUUUCCUCGUUUCUGACUUUCAGCGAGCAGAAACCCGUGAAAAACAUGAGUACAUUUCAGAGGAGAUAAUUCUCCCAACACCACUAACGUGUCAUAUCACUCGUCACUCCUCGACGAAAAAGCAAACCGCGUUGAAUACCGGGCGUUCUCGAAGAGCUUGUUUAUUUCUCAAAACAGUGAUAGCUGUAAAAUAGCAUCCCGUCUUCACGCUGUUGUGUUUGUUCUUGUAAUAUGCUUGAGUGCCACGCUGUCCUUAACCGAAUGUCUUUUGGCCAAAGAUGUGGGCUGUGUUUUCAGUAUGUUCCCAUGUUUCUACUCAACAGGCGGUAUGUAACAGGUUCAUGGACUCUUACCAUUAGAAAUGUAAUAUAUUAUUUUGUAUUCAUUUGACAGUUUUACACUACUUUAAAUUAUUAAUUUGCACAUUAGGUACCAAUGUAAAUAGCAAAAAGAAAAAGAACAAAAAAGAUUAGUUUAUUGUUAAAAAAACAGCGGUGUUGUGUGUUUUUGUUUGUGGACUACAGAAUGUGACUCUGAAGUACAUUUGGGAGUUUACAAGCCAAGGUUCAAUUGUAACAUAGGAAAUUAUUUUUAUAUUGUUUUCACAGAAUUCCAUGAGGCAAUAUUUAGUGUUUUUUAUUAUGGACACAUUUGCCACUUUGGUAGGUUACUUAAAUUGCUGGGUUUGUGAGGGAAAGAACCUUCAGGAAAACUGAGCUUAAUGAAAGCUUAGUGUUUUCAGGUUUAAUGUGUUAGUAUGAAUGCUGUUUAAGUUGCUGAUAGACCUUCAUACAAUACAUUUGCUUUUCUUUGCUUUUUUCCCUAUCUUUUCCCUUUCUAUAACUGCAACUACUAAACAUCAGGUAGCAGAUUAUGAAAAGGUAGGGAUUCAACUGUAUCUGUGAUCACUUCUGGCAAAAUGAGGCAUGUGGUCAGAAUUGUGGCAAUACAAUUUAAUAUGGACUGUGAUAAAUAAUUUAUUGAUAUCAAUUCAAUACUCUUUGAAAAUAUAAAAACUGCAUAGAAGUUAUGUUGUAACUUCUGAGAAACCACCUCAAUCCUCAAAAUGAAUGUAGGUUAAUUCCAAGUAAUUCCUCAGAAUCCCUUACAACACAAAUAUUUGCCAAGCUAAAACUAUAUAUUUUAACCCUGAAAAUUCUGAUGUCAUGGCUUCAGGUUUUUCAGAAACCCAAUUCACCAUAUCACAUUAAAUAUGGCCUUCCACAUUCUUGUAAAUGUUAAGCAUCCAUUUGAUGUAAGUCUGCUCACAGUACCAGUAUGAGAAUGCCCAAAAUCUCAUUUUAAUUGGUUCAGACGAACUGCCAGCCUGUUCUCCUACCAGACUGUCCCUGUGAAAUCCUACGACACUUUUGACUCCAUUUCCCAAAGUGCAUUGCAUUUCACCUGAGUUCAGGACUGACAACUUCAUAGCCUCCCUACUGUCCCAUUGAGUAGCAAACUGAAUGCCUAGACAAAGAAACAUUCUUUAUGACUUAAUUUCCCCUUCACUGAAAAGGAAUUUAAUCCUGAACGCUUUGGUAUGGAAAUAUACAGAACAUGGGAACCAACAUCAUCCACCAUCAGAAAAAGGAAAUGUGUCUUCUCAUGGUUGUUGAUAUCAGGUUUGAAUCUGUAAUCCCAAAAAUCCUUUUUUGACCACACUUGGCUGCACCUCAUUUUGCUGGAUUUAAUCACAGUUAUAUAGAGAAUUAAUGUAUCUGCUGAGGUCCUCCAACCUGGAGCAGUCGUGGUGGUAUAUCACUCUAUACACAACUGCGGAGCUAUAACACACAGCUAGUUAACAUAUUUUAUACUGUACAUUAUAUACAGCACAGUGCCUGCAUUUCAGUGUUUUUAACGCAGAUCAGGAUGGAAGUGCUCAAAACUACUUUCUCUGAAGUGUUCCAUAUGAAAGCAACACAACACUGUCAAAACCACUGCAUCAUCAUUCAUAAAUACCCACGCCAGCCAACGUCACCUGGCAUAUCAUGCUCCACAGUAUCACGAUCCAUAUCAUAAAUUCCAUUACUCUUAUAAUAUUUUUUCUUACGCAGUGGCAAAGCUAUAGAAGUAGGCAUUCAUGUGUAUAAACACCGAUGCUGUGCUUGUUCAGUUGUUGUGUGGUUCUGGGGUGUUGUGUAACUUUUAUGUGGAACCUGUUAUUGGUUGUGAAGACUGUAGGUUUCUGCAUUUUAAGAGAAACCUCUCGGAGCUCUCCCACAGGCCUCCUGUCCUCUCCAACAACUGGCUGCAUACUUACAUCAACCUUCAGGUCUUUGAGUCGCAAUAAAAUACCUUUGUAUGAAACUGUGGCUAUAGACUGCCAUAUAUAUGAAGCCAAUGGGUACAUACAGUAUUUCAGCCAAGCCUUUGCGGUAGUGAGUUGAGAGGCAUAGUCUUGAAGUCAAAGAAGCACCCUGUUCCAUGGUGUCAUCUUGCUGUUUAGCCUAACAUCAAGUCCUCUGGACAAUCUGCCAACACAGAAAAAUGUUGUAAUGAUACUCUGAGUAGUGUUGGUUAUAUUACUGGUUAUUCACUUACACUAAUCUUCAUAGCUAUAAAAUAAGGAGUCGCCUAUUUUUAAAAAUGAGGCGAGAGUAAUUUUAGUACAAAUAAUACUUCUUCAAUUUGUAGUUUCCCAUCACAUUGAAAUGUCUAAUUUAACAAACAUAUCCAAGUUCCAGAUUAGCAUUCAUAUCUCAGAGACUCUACUCUGUACUUUUACAUCUCAUCACGAGAAACAAAAUCUGUGACAUCCCAUGUGUGAAUUCAGUCCUCCAGUCCAAAGCCUUAAAUAAAUGUGUUCUGUGUGGUUCUCAA